This is a messenger RNA of Rhizoctonia solani, 2298 nucleotides long. Its product is annotated as 5-methyltetrahydropteroyltriglutamate-homocysteine S-methyltransferase. The record is from RefSeq and is a predicted model, not a curated record. Gene Ontology annotation, molecular function: zinc ion binding; 5-methyltetrahydropteroyltriglutamate-homocysteine S-methyltransferase activity. Bases 1 to 2298 code for a protein of 765 amino acids. The transcript is spliced from 6 exons. NCBI's taxonomy places the organism in Eukaryota, Fungi, Basidiomycota, Agaricomycetes, Cantharellales, Ceratobasidiaceae.
AUGGUUACUUCUAGCGUUCUUGGUUUCCCUCGCAUUGGUGAAUUCCGUGAGGUUAAAAAGGCCGUUGAGGCCUACUGGGCUGGGAAACUCUCGGCCGAAGAUCUCCAAAAGGCUGCUGCUGAUGUCCGUAAGGCCUCUUGGGAAUCGAUUAAGGGCCAGGGUGUUGCCCAUGUCCCAAGUGGUGAAUUCUCUCUCUAUGAUCACGUUCUUGACCACUCGGCCGCAUUCAACGUGAUCCCUCCUCGUUACCAGGGCCAGGGGCUUUCUGACCUCGAUGUCUUCUUUGCCAUGGGUCGUGGUCGCCAGGCAGAUGGCGUCGACGUCCCCGCUUCCGAGAUGAAGAAAUGGUUCGACUCGAAUUACCACUACGUCGUCCCUGAAUUUUCCGAGUCUACUGACAUCAAGCUCCUUUACAACAAGGCCCUCAAUGAAUAUAAGGAGGCCAAGGCUUCGGGUAUUGAUACUCGCCCCGUUGUGCUCGGUCCUCUGUCUUUCCUCCUUCUUGGAAAGAACGCCAAGGAAGCUUCGUCGUCAUUUGACCGUAUCUCUCUCCUUCCCAAGCUUCUCCCUGCCUACGAGAAAAUCCUCUCGGAGCUCAAGGGUGCAGGUGCCGAGUGGGUCCAGGUCGAUGAGCCUGUUCUCGUUCUCGAUCUCGCCGAGAAGUACGCCAACGAGUUUGCCACCGCAUACGAGACUCUUUCUAAGACUGGCGCCAAGAUCCUUCUCACUACUUACUUUGGUCGCCUCGAUUCUAACCUUAAGUUUGUUGCCAAGCUUCCAAUCGCUGGUCUUCACAUCGACCUCGACCGUGCACCUGCUCAGCUUGAUGAGGUCAUUGCGGCCAUCAAGGAUACCCCCAUCGUUCUUUCUCUUGGCCUUGUGUCUGGGCGCAACAUUUGGAAGAACGAUUUCGAGGCGUCCAUUAAGCUGGGCCAGAAGGCUGUCGACGCCCUUGACUCUGACCGUGUAAUUGUUGCUACCUCUUCUUCGUUGCUCCACACCCCGGUCACUCUGGCCAAUGAGAAGAAGCUUACCUCUGAACAGCGCGACUGGUUCUCUUUCGCUCUUGAGAAGGCGCACGAGGUUGCUACCAUUGCUGCCGCUCUCUCUGGCUCUCAGGACAGCGCUGUUUCUACCGCUCUCGAGGCCAACCGUGAGUCGAUCAAGAAGCGCCGUGAAUUCGAGAGCACCUCGGAUGAUGCUGUUCGCAAGCGCGUUGCUGCCAUCACUCCCGAUGAUCUCAAUCGCAAGAGUCCCUUCCCAGACCGCUGGGAGGCCCAGAAGAAACACCUUGCUCUCCCCAAGUUCCCGACUACUACUAUUGGUUCUUUCCCUCAGACCAAGGAGAUCCGCACUGCUCGUGCUAACCUCACCAAGGGUACCAUCACCCAAGAGCAGUAUGACGAGUUUAUCAAGAAGGAGAUCCAGGAGGUUGUCAAGAUCCAGGAAGAGCUCGGCCUUGACCUCUUGGUUCAUGGCGAACCCGAGCGUAAUGACAUGGUUCAGUACUUCGGUGAACAGCUCAACGGCUUCGUAUUCACACAGAACGGAUGGGUUCAAAGCUACGGAUCUCGUUACGUGCGUCCCCCUAUCAUUGUCUCCGACGUCAGCCGUCCCGGCCCUAUGACUGUCAAGUGGUCGAGUUAUGCCCAAAGCGUUACCAAGAAGCCGAUGAAGGGUAUGCUUACUGGCCCCGUUACAAUCCUCAACUGGUCGUUCCCUCGUGCCGAUGUCUCUCGCGAGCUCCAAUCCAAGCAGCUUGCCCUUGCUCUCCGCGACGAAGUUAUCGAUCUCGAGAAGGCCGGUAUCCAUGCCAUUCAGGUUGACGAGCCGGCUAUCCGUGAGGGUCUUCCUCUCCGCCGCAUCGACUGGGAUGCCUACCUUACCUGGGCUGUCGAUUCCUUCAAGCUUGCCACAGCCGGUGUCACCGAUGCCACCCAGACUCACUCUCACUUCUGCUACUCUGACUUUAACGAUAUCUUCCCGUCGAUCCAGCGUCUUGACGCUGAUGUUAUUUCCGUUGAGGCUUCCAAGAGUGACCUCAAGUUGCUCGGUGCCUUCAAGCAGUUUGGUUACUCGAACGAGAUCGGGCCCGGUGUCUACGAUAUCCACUCGCCUCGUGUGCCUAGCGAACAGGAGAUCAAGGAUCGUAUUGCCGAGUUCCUGACGCUCAUUAAGCCCGAGCUGCUGUUCGUGAAUCCCGAUUGCGGCCUGAAGACCCGCGGUUGGAAGGAGACCAAGGCUUCCCUCUCCAACCUCGUCGCCGCCGCUCGCUGGGCCCGUGAGCAGCACGCCUAA